Messenger RNA from Eriocheir sinensis (Chinese mitten crab), 1314 nucleotides. RefSeq names its product procathepsin L-like. The transcript is spliced from 7 exons. The record is from RefSeq and is a predicted model, not a curated record. Gene Ontology annotation, biological process: immune response. Lineage: Eukaryota; Metazoa; Arthropoda; Malacostraca; Decapoda; Varunidae. The coding region runs from base 16 to 1053 and encodes 345 amino acids. Gene Ontology annotation, cellular component: lysosome. Gene Ontology annotation, molecular function: cysteine-type endopeptidase activity.
CUUCUAGUGGAAGCGAUGGUUUAUUCAUGUGCAGUCUUCUGCAUAGAUUUUUUUGGGGGAUAUCCUUGGUUCACAAUGAAAGUCUUCGUACUCGCCUGCCUUGUGGCCGCUGCGGUCGCCACCCCGACCCUCAACGAGUGGCAACAGUUCAAGGCACGGUAUGGGAAGCAGUACCGCAGCACCAAGGAGGAGUCCUACCGCCAGUCCGUGUAUGAACAGAACCAAGAGUUCAUCAACAGCCACAACGAGCAGUAUGAGAACGGCCUCGUCUCCUUCACCCUCGCGAUGAACCAGUUCGGUGACAUGACCACCGAGGAGAUCAACGCUGCUAUGAACGGCCUCCUGUCUGCCGGGAAGAAGGUGCCGAGGGGGACCAUGUACCAACCCCUCGUUGACGAACUGCCCGACACCGUAGACUGGCGCGACAAGGGCGCCGUCACUCCUGUCAAGGACCAGAAGGCGUGUGGCUCCUGCUGGGCAUUUUCUGCGACUGGCUCCCUGGAGGGCCAGCACUUCCUCAGCACCGGCAAGCUGGUGAGCCUCUCGGAGCAGAACCUCGUGGAUUGCUCUGAUAAGUACGGCAACUUCGGCUGCGGCGGCGGCCUCAUGGACAAUGCCUUCCGGUACAUCAAGGACAACAACGGCAUCGACACUGAGGAAUCCUACCCCUAUGAGGCCAAGAACGGUCCUUGCCGCUUCAACUCUGACAACGUCGGCGCCACCCUCAGCAGCUACGUUGACAUCCAACACGGCAGUGAAGAUGACCUCCAGAAGGCCGUGGCUGAGAAGGGCCCCGUCUCCGUGGCCAUCGAUGCCUCGACGUCCACCUUCCACUUCUACAGCAGAGGAAUCUACUACGAUGAGAAAUGUUCGUCCUCGUUCCUGGAUCACGGGGUGCUGGCGGUGGGCUACGGCACAGACGACUCGUCCGACUACUGGCUGGUGAAGAACUCUUGGAACGAGACGUGGGGCGACAGUGGCUACAUCAAGAUGUCCCGCAACAGGAACAACAACUGCGGCAUCGCGUCCCAGGCGUCCUACCCCGUCGUCUAAGAGCUCCGCCUCUUCGAGCUCUCUCCUCUAUGGCCUCGUCUUGGCUGGAGGGUUAUAAUACGCAUCAGUUUUCACGUGUUGCUAAAAAAGAAAAAAAAAUAAUAGCAUCUAAUGUUGGCGUAUUUGAGGGCUUAUGUUAUUCUUUGCAGGAGAUCCUGACUCUUUCGUACAAAAUAAUGAGGAGCCCUAUAUGUACCUGGUACGAUUAGAGUAGUGUACCUAGAUAAUUAAAAUGAUAUAAAAGAUAAAUGUAAUCUUCAA